ACUGAUGAUGUUCGUCCUGGGCAGCUUCCUAAUGGUCCUGCCCACCUCCCCUGCCCACUCGUCACAUGGCGGGGGCAGGGGCAGGGCUAAGGCCAGGCCCGCAGGGUGAGGCGAGGGGGCUGGGAGCCCGAGCGCUCCCUCCAGGCGGUGCCCUGAAGGAGAAUCAUCAGGCAGCGGACAGAGGUGCCUGCUCCCCCGCUACCAGAUGCUGAUCUCCUGUUACUGGAAAACAGGAAUUAGCUUGUCUGCUUGAGGAUGUGGUUGGUUCUUUAGAAAAAGGAUAUACAAGAAAUUUGCGUGUAGACGGCCAGCUUCACUAUGCUGCCAACAGCUUCCAGCAGAAGAAGAGCGUUUGCAGCCAGAUAUUUCACCCGCUCCAAGAGCCUGGUGAUGGGGGAGCAGAGCCGGAGCCCCGGGCGGCCGCCCUGCCCCCGCAGACUGGGCCCCGUGCUGAAGGCCGGCUGGCUGAAGAAGCAGAGGAGCAUCAUGAAGAACUGGCAGCAGCGCUGGUUCGUGCUGCGUGGAGAUCAGCUUUUCUACUACAAGGACAAAGAUGAGACCAAGCCCCAGGGAUUUAUUUCUCUACAAGGAUCCCAGGUGACUGAACUUCUUCCUGGCCCCGAGGACCCGGGGAAGCACCUCUUUGAGAUCAGUCCAGGUGGUGCCGGGGAGCGGGAGAAGGUGCCGGCCAACCCCGAGGCGCUCCUGCUCAUGGCCAGCUCCCAGCGGGACAUGGAGGACUGGGUGCAGGCCAUCCGCCGGGUCAUCUGGGCCCCGCUUGGUGGAGGUACUGCCCGUAGCUCGCAUGCUCACCCUCUAGAACCCUUGUCUCCAGGGAUCUUUGGACAGCGCCUGGAGGACACAGUCCACCAUGAGCGCAAGUAUGGCCCCCGCCUGGCCCCCCUGCUGGUGGAACAAUGUGUGGACUUCAUUCGGGAGCGUGGACUCACUGAGGAGGGGCUCUUCCGCAUGCCGGGCCAGGCCAACCUGGUGAGGGACCUGCAGGAUUCCUUCGACUGUGGGGAGAAGCCACUAUUUGACAGCACAACAGACGUGCACACAGUGGCCUCCCUGCUGAAACUCUACCUACGGGAGCUCCCCGAGCCUGUGGUCCCCUUCGCCAGGUACGAGGACUUCCUCAGCUGCGCCCAGCUGCUCACCAAAGACGAGGGGGAGGGAACUCUGGAGUUGAUGAAACAAGUGAGCAGCCUUCCCCCGGCCAAUUACAAUUUACUCAGAUAUAUCUGCAAAUUUCUGGAUGAAGUUCAGUCCCACUCAAAUGUCAACAAGAUGAGCGUCCAGAACCUGGCAACUGUCUUUGGCCCUAACAUACUUCGACCACAGAUAGAAGACCCAGUGACCAUCAUGGAAGGCACUUCCCUGGUGCAGCACCUGAUGACCAUCCUGAUACGCAAGCACAGCCAGCUGUUCACUGCAAGGCCCACCGAAGGGCCAGCCUCCCCACGAGGAGCCCCAUCGUGCACCGUGGGUUGGGGCUCCGAGGAGGUCACGAGGGAUAGCCAGGCGGAGCCUGGCAGCCCCAGCGCCCCAGGUUUGCCCUCACAUAGGACCUCAUCCCUGGACGGGGCCACGGUGGCGGCGCUCUCAAGGACCUCUCCCUCGGGCCUGGGUGGCCGAAGCAGCCCUGCCACUGCUAGCCCUGGGAAGAAGGUGCAGACUCUGCCCAACUGGAAGUCUUCCUUCCGGCAGUCAGGGUCCCGGUCUGGGAGCCCCAAGGUGGGCAGCUCAUCCCUAGAGGUACCCAUCAUCUCCUCUGGCGGGAACUGGCUCAUGAACGGGCUGUCUUCCCUGCGUGGCCACCGUCGCGCCUCCUCUGGAGACCGGCUCAAGGACUCGGGCUCUGUGCAAAGACUUUCCACCUAUGACAACGUGCCCUCCUGCAGUCUCUUCCCCAGCACUCCCAGUGUGGCCAGCAUUGGGUGGUCUGGCGCCUCUUCCUGUGAGCCCUCGGUGGGGGGCUCAGUCAGCAGCUGCACUGCCUGCCGGGCCAGUGACUCAUCAGCCUGCAGCUCCCUGCACACCGAGGGACACCUUGAGCCCUCCCCCUUCCCCAGCAGCAGUGACGACCGCAGAUCCCCAGACUUGGGCCACAGCCUGGAGGAGGUGGGCACCUGCAUCAGCAGCAGUGAGCCCAGUGACCCAGGAAGCCCUAGUCAGGACCAUGCUCGCCAAUCCGAGACUCUUCAUACCCUGGUCACGGAGCUCAGGGCAGAGCUGUGUCGGCAGAGGACUGAAUACCAGACAAGUGUGAAAAGACUCGAAGAAAGUAGUGCUGAUCUGAGGAAACAAAUGUCACAGUUAGAAGAAGAACUGGACCAGGAGAAGAAAAAGUACACAAUGUUGGAAAUAAAGCUGAGGAACUCAGAGCGGGCACGGGAAGACGCAGAGAAAAGAAACCAGCUGCUACAGAAGGAAAUGGAGGAGUUUUUUUCAACUCUGGGGAACCUGACUGUUGGAACAAAAGGUGCCAGGGUUGCAAAGUAAAGGGCUGGGAAGAGCAUGCUUCUAUGGAGUCGCUCGCCCUCCCUUCAGCAGAGAUGCCAGAAGCCACUGCAGCCUCAGUGGUGCCAGGCUCUCCAGGCCCAGCUGGAGAGAUGUCCUGACACCUCAGGAAACUUCCAGGAGCCCUUGCCCCACAUGGCACCCCGUGCUUUUCCAACCAUGUCUGGUCUGGUGUCAAAGGACAUAGUCCAGUACCAACCUAAACAUGACCCCACAGCCCACCAGGACAUUUUGCAUUCUUUAUUAAAUUUUCUCUGGAACCAUGAUGCCUGAUGACUGACUCUUUUAUGGUCAUGUGAAAUGGGGGUUACCAAGUGACCUCUACAAUUUCUUGCAGACUUGAAAAUCCCCAAGUUAACCCCAUGAACGGAAUGGUUCAGGCCCUUCAGAAGCAGAGUAUCAAACACCCUGACUGGACCCAGCAUUGUCAGAGUCACUGAAACUAGACUUAAGCAAAUCCGUGAUUCAUUAUUCCUGUGCUCAAGGCAAGACAAUUUUCCCUCUAGCCACUGGGCUGGAUGGGUCUCUGCAGCCUGCUACCAUAAUCUGCUUUCUUGUACUUGGUCCAGCUCUGCGCAGAGCCGGGGCGUCCGAGUUGAGUCUGGGUGUUGUACUUUAUGCUUCCAAACCCUUGCUCUGCACAGGGAGAUAAGGCACGUGUCUGAAGGAGAGUGGCACGAAGAUACGGGAAGUGCCUGCCGUCUGGGUACCUAUGCCUUAGGCUCUGCCCGAUCUUCCGUCCAGUCUUCCGUUGAGCUAGCAUUUCUCCUCCUCCCAUAUGCAUUUGCCUUCCUCCUUCAGUUCAUCCUUAGGCUUCAAGGCCCCAUUAGGACAAGAUCCCUUUGGUGCCUUAGAGGGCAAUAAAGAGAUAGCCUCUGAGGCUAUCUAGGACUGACCUUGGGGGCACAGAAAAUGCUAGGGGUAGUGUCCCUUCACUAGCUGCUGCUCACAGCAUUCUUACAGAUUACCUCUAGCUGCCCCAAAUAGUAAAGUACCCUAAUUUCUGACCACUGUGUCUGAAAGUCAUUCAAACCUACAAUCCAUAGAAUGAAGUAUAAACUACUGUGCUGAUGUGCUUCUAGGAAGGGCUGGAUCCACACCAUGAGGUGCAAAGCCACAGGCUGGGGAAACCUCACUGUGGUGAAAGGCAUGCUGACCAUUGGCCACCUGCCAGCCACCAAGGACCUCAUCAGCCAGGAGGCCAGAUGCCUGAGGGCCCCAGCAGCAUUAACACUCAGAGCUCUAUUAGGGAAAUAACACAUGCAUUAGUUCUCAGAUUCCCUAUCAUCACAACUGGCAACCUAGGUGAUAGGCUUUACCUGGAGGUAAAAUUUUGCAUUCAUUCUAAGUUAUGGAGAAAGAGAAAAUAAUAUGAAGUGACUGGUUCCUCAAAACAACCCAGUGACAAGAAUAGGCUCCACGUUUCCCAUUCAGAAGGGAAACAGACUUGAAGAAAGGCAGGAACACCAGGGCAGUCCUACCAGCUCAAGAUCCUGUGCCACAUUUUAGAAUUCCACUGACUUUGACCUACAAAGGUACCACCAGGCUAUCAAAGGAGCAGAAAAGACCAAAGGAAUUCACAUGAUGAAAAAGAAGUUGUCUGACUUUUUAUUCACUAAUGUUGGCAAAGGUUCAGCUUCUGUUCAAGUCCUUGGUCAAAAUCAGCUCAUGAGCCACUUCUGCCACCUGCUGGCAGAACUCAAAUGUGCAAGUGUAAGUUUUAUUUAAAAAUUAAUUGGCAAUAUUCAGGAGAAAUUCUAUCCUAGUUUCCUUUAACAAGUAUUGUCCAUUUUUCUAAAAAACAUAUUGGAAUCAGCCUUUAAAGCACAGUGAGAAAUGAGACUAAGAGGUUCCCUGUCCCCAUCAUCCUCUUUGGUCCCCUCCCACUCUGUUUCUCUCCAGUUGAGUGUGCAUUUACAAAAACUAUUCCCAAACCUGUGGAUUCAAGCAGAACUUAUUAUUGUAAUGACAUUAUACUAAGUAAGCAAAUGAAAUAAA
This is a messenger RNA of Condylura cristata (star-nosed mole), 4521 nucleotides long. It is a transcript of the gene ARHGAP22, whose product is annotated as Rho GTPase activating protein 22. Gene Ontology annotation, biological process: signal transduction; activation of GTPase activity. The record is from RefSeq and is a predicted model, not a curated record. Gene Ontology annotation, molecular function: GTPase activator activity. The transcript is spliced from 11 exons. Bases 319 to 2505 code for a protein of 728 amino acids. NCBI's taxonomy places the organism in Eukaryota, Metazoa, Chordata, Mammalia, Eulipotyphla, Talpidae. Gene Ontology annotation, cellular component: focal adhesion.